CCCUUUUCAGACGUCUGCAAUGUUAAGUGCAAACCUGUGUACUCUUUGACAACACUCGAUGAUCGGACAAAUGGAUCACAGAAAACAGCAUGUCCCUCAGCUCAGCAAUGCAAUGCAGCUGAAUAUAAUGAACUUGGUAAAGUCUGGGAAAAUGAGUAUUGAUGAAGCUCUGAAUCAGGCGAGAAGCGGCAAAAUGCACAAACAGAAGAACUUUGAGAUCGAGGAAAAAGAGCCGUCGCAGUAUAACUUCAGUGUCCGCAAGUUCAACCGCUAUUUAUGGCAGAAACGAGUUUUGCAGAUUGAUUUCAGCACAAGACUGUUGUGCAGCAUCGAGAAAGGCAUCGUCAAGCGGCAGCUCCUUUUUUCGGACGUGAAAAAUUGCCAUGAUGCUCCAGGUACCAGGUUCUCCAUUUCCUUCAGAGGGCGACCUGACUAUGAGCUGGAAGCUGCGUCUUUGGAGGACAAGCAGAAGAUCACGCAGCUGGUGAAUCAGAUCAUCUACAAUAACAUAUACAGCCCACCUGAGAAUGGCACGCUGGAUGUAGAAACCUCAAACUUACCUCCAGACAACCUUAAAGAGGGUCACCUUUUACUGCAGAGGGGAGGACUGGCGUCGUUCAAAUGGAAGAAAUACGAAGCUCAUCUGCAGACGGGUCAGCUGACCCUGUAUCCCAUCGCUCAUCAACCUGCCAGCAGUAAUGCAGACACCUCCAGCGAGUACAUUUGGCAGAUCUCAGACAUUUAUGACAGUGUGGAGGGCGUCAGGUGUGCUGGGGGCGACGGGACGGCUCUUAUCAUCCAUCUCUCGGAUGGUAUGGUCAGGGUGGACACCCCCUGCACCAUUGACACCUUCAUGCUGCGCAACGACAAGAAUGAUUUCCUGUUUCGGAUCCCGAAAAGCGAGCACAUGACCACCCCAGAGGCCUUAAUGAAUGAGCGAGAUUCCUGGAUGAAAGCCAUCAGAGAACUGUGUGUGGACUGGAAACGAAAAUCACAAUUUGAAGACUUCUACGAAGCCCCUGACAGUGACUUUAUCAAUGUAACCGAGCCAGAAAGUAAGACUCAGAACAACCAUGAGCCUCCACCGGUGCCGCCUUCACAGAGACCACGAUUACCCAGAACACCCACAGCUGUGCACCCAGCCCUACCAACAACACCAGAGCCGCUGGAACCACUGGAGGCACCAAAACCACCUCGAAAGCCAAACCGCUCCACAUUCUGCAGAUCUGUAGCACUGCCCUUAACACCACCGGCGGCUGCAUGUUCAACAUCGCCUCCCACUUUGCCAAUUUUGUUGCCUCCGGCAUCACCUGUAGCAUCAGGAGCAGUGCUAGGGCCUGCAUCGCCUGUACCGUCUGCCCCGCCUGCCCCGCCUGCCCCCCCUGCUCCUUUGCCCCCUCCACUGCCCAUCAAAUCCAAUCAGCUUUCAGAGAGGACAAAGGCUUUUCACUGGGACCUGGUGGCUCAGGAUAAGAUUGAGAAGUCAAUGUGGUCCCGCAGAAGCCUCAGGAAGAUUGAAAUUGACACCUUGCGCCUGUUCGAGCUGUUUGGAGUAAAAGAGACGGUCAACAGUGGCAGCUUGGAGUCCAACAGUACUAUAGAAAUCAUGCUGAAUUCAAAGAUCGCCCACAAUUUCAAUAUUUUCCUGAAAAGUUUCCCCGUGCAACCAAAAGAGCUGAAGGACAAACUGUUGAUUAUAAAUGAAGAGGAAGGCGGUCUCUCUGAUGAACACAUCACCUCUCUCAGGAGAUACGUGCCCACUCCGGAUGACGUGGAGAUGUAUAAAUCACAUAAAGGAGACUCAGCUGAGCUGCACGUGGUGGAUCAGUACAUGAUGGAGAUGUGCAACAUCCCGAACCUCAGCGCUCACCUGGACCUGCUGCUCACCAUGCGAGAGCUGCCCAUCAGCAUGGAGGACCUGGCGCCGCUGAUUAUCCAGAAGAUCCACAUGUGCCAGCAGCUGUGGGCUUGCGAGUCAUUUGUCAGCGUGCUGGAGUACCUGCUGGCUGUGGGCAAUUACCUCAACCAGAACGCAGGCAAGGACAGGGCCAAGGGAUUUCGCCUCUCAUCCUUAACUAAGAUUUCUCAGCUACGCGGCAACAACCGUAAGUUCACCUUGCUGCAUGCCCUUGUGGAGCAGAUCAUGUUGCGAGACCCACGUUUGGCCACCUUUUUCCUGGAGCUUGCAGAAUUCGAGACAGUUCCCGGUGCUUCGGUUAAAGGUCUGACAGCGGAGGUGGACGUUGUGAGGAAUGAAUUUCAGAAGGUCAUCCAGUACAGGAAGGCACAUAAACGGAAAAACAUGGGCAAUCAGCAAAUCAAGUUCUUCCAGGACAUGAAGACGGCCAUCCAGAAACAUGAGGCCGACCUCCGACAGCUGAUGAAGAGGUGCGAGGAGAUGAGGAAGCUCUACACUGACAUAUUGGUCAAAUUCGGAGAGCCUUUGGAUCAAGACUCCCAAGAACUUUUCGGAUGGAUCUGCCAAUUUAUCAACGACUUCAAGAAAGUACACUCUGAAUACACUCAAUGAACACAAAUCUCCAUUCGGACAAGUAAAUGCUCGCAUGUGCAGAUCUAGACCUGCAUUCUCACGCAUUUCAAUCAAUUCUAAACGCCAUUUGUAGACUUAUCAGCAGCACAUGACCAAUGGGUCUCAUUCACUAAUAACUGCGUACGUUUAUCGUAUUUAUGAGCAUGUUUGAACUUCUUGUGAAAACUUUUCACCUAAUUCACAAAACAUGAGCUUGUUCUUAAAGGUCGUGUAAAGUGCUUUGAAAUGUGCGUUUUUCAGUCAGUGGUUGACAAAUCUCAAGAGUAGGUCAUAGAGUAGCUCCUCCCCUAUUUAAAGAGCAGCCAAUAGCGUUUUGCUUUAUCACCACUCUGCCAGUGAUAGUGGUUAAGAUCGAGCACAUCAAAUGUUAAGCAUCUUGAAGGGGGCGGGGCAGGUUAGAUACUUGAGAGGAUUUGAUUGGUUAUGAUUUGAUGAGAAACUGUCGUAUGAGGUGACGUGAGUAAAGCCAUUGAUCCAUUCAGGCGGAAGUGACAAACUACAAGCUUUACAUGUUUAUAUCAGUUUUAUGUGUUCUAAAUACGAAUUUUGACACUGUUUUGGAGCACACUUACUUAUAGAUAUCAUAAAAACGAACAAUACUGAUACUAAUUUAUGGAACCUUUAAACUUCUGUUGGACUGAUCUAAAUAGGGUAUAUGACGGAGUAUGCUAAUAGGAGUUUUAAUUUGCCAGUAACAUGGGUUAAGCACUUCUGGUGAACUGUAUUCCAUUACAAAAUCGGCGCAUUUAAGAUGUUUUCUUUAAAAAUCAGUGAUCUCCACUGGCUGAGAGAUACUCGGAUUGUACAAGAAGCACUGCAUUAAAUUACAUUUCCCCCUGCCAUGUCUUUAUAAUAUGAGCAUUUAUUUUACCCCAGUAUAUUCAAUGGAGCUUCUGCGCUAGCCUGCCGAUUCUGACAGGCGUGUAAGAGUAGACGGCUGUUUGUCUCGUUUUACGCUUGAGCAACUAAAUAAAUGCCAAAGUCUGUUUAA
Danio rerio (zebrafish) is the source of this 3542-nucleotide messenger RNA. NCBI's taxonomy places the organism in Eukaryota, Metazoa, Chordata, Actinopteri, Cypriniformes, Danionidae. The record is from RefSeq and is a predicted model, not a curated record.